Molecule: messenger RNA, 2159 nt
Organism: Apis dorsata (giant honeybee)
Lineage: Eukaryota; Metazoa; Arthropoda; Insecta; Hymenoptera; Apidae
Gene: Cdc45
Product: cell division control protein 45 homolog
Exons: 9
Coding region: 164-1855 (563 amino acids)
Biological process (GO): DNA replication initiation; mitotic DNA replication preinitiation complex assembly; double-strand break repair via break-induced replication
Cellular component (GO): DNA replication preinitiation complex
Molecular function (GO): single-stranded DNA binding; DNA replication origin binding; chromatin binding
Source: RefSeq, a predicted model, not a curated record
GUUGUAUUGAUAUACUAAUGUUUUAUAUUUUGCAUAACAAGCAUCCACUUUUGAAUUGAAAGUUAGUUUACGCGGUAAACUGGGGGUGGGUAAAACCGGUGAAAUACAAUAAGAACCGAGCAGUGAAUAUAAAAAAUAUUCUCAUGCCAAAAAUCACUGCAUCAUGUUUGUCGAUAACUUAGAAAGAGGAUUUUAUCGUUUAAUAAAAAAUGACAGAUGCCUACUGUUGGUUAAUUUUGAUGUUGAUGCUAUUUGUGCCUGUAGAAUUUUACAACAAUUACUUAAAAAUGAUAAUAUGAUAUAUACACUUGUACCUGUUCAAGGUAUUCAAGAUAUGGUUCAUGCUUUUGAAGAAAAUUGUGAAGAUAUAAAAAAUGUUAUUUUUAUAAAUUGUGGAGGUACAUUAGACUUGGUGGAUUUAUUACAACCUGUAGAAUCUGUGAUAUUUUAUGUUCUUGAUAGCCAUAGGCCUUAUGAUUUAUGUAAUGUAUAUUCAGAAGAUCAAGUACGCAUACUUGGUAAAAUUGAUGAAGAUGAUGAAAUUCCAGAAUAUAAUGAUAUUUUCAAAGAUGAUUCAUCUGAUGAAAGUGAAACAAAUGAAGAAUUAGACAAUGAUGAAUCUCAAAGAAAAAGACGAAGGUUAAAUGAAGAAGAUAUUAUUAAAAGAGCUGGACGAAGAGAGUGGUCUGAGAAAAGAGCAACUAUUUUAUUUAAUUACACGCAAUAUAGUUACUAUGGCAAAUCAAGUGCAAUGCUUAUGUAUGAAAUGGCAUGGAGUAUGUCAAAAGAUAAUCUAGAUAUGAUUUGGUGGGCUAUAGUUGGUUGUACAGAACGAACUAUUCUUGAUAAAAUAGAAUCAAGAUUAAGUAUACUCGAAGAAGGUUUUCUUCAAGCCCAUGUAUCUAGAUUAUCUCAUAAACAAGGAACUGAAGAUGAUAAACCACAGCAGCAAAGUGCAGUAAAAAUUACUUAUGAUAAAGAUCUUUUACUUGUAUUAUAUCGACAUUGGACUGUAGAAGCUAGUUUAAGACAUACAGUACCAACUGCAGUGUCAUUACGACUUUGGUCUCUUAGAGGAGAACAACGGUUAAAGGAAUUAUUAGCAGAAAUGGGUUUACCCUUAGCACAAUCAAAGCAACGAUUUUCUGCAAUGGAUCUUGCACUUAGACAAGAAUUGAGACAAAUGGUUGAAAAAUUAGCAGGAAAAUAUAAACUAGAUACUGUAAUUGGGACAAGUUUUACUCUUCAAUAUGGUUAUAAAUUUAAAUAUUGUGCUUCAGAUAUAGUUUAUGCUAUGCUUGCUUUAAUGGAAUCUUCUUCAAAGGAAAAGUUACCACAACGCUGUUUUUUAGAUGCGUCGGAUUGUUUAUCUCGCACAAAAAAAGAUAUUUUAGAAAACGGCGUAGAAAAAGCAAAGCUUAUGCUUAUUAGUAUUUUUAAGACUGCACAGGCAAUUUUACAAAUGAAGCAAAUUAAAAGUGCUGGUUCAUUUCUUUACAUAAUUAUUUCAGACGGAACUGCUGACAGUCUUGUAUUUGCGCAUCCAUACUCAUUGAUGAUGUUGGCUCAGUUUACCUUAAAGGCUUAUGUAGAUUCUUCGAAAAAUAGACGCGCAUCAGAAUGGCCACUUGUAGCUUCUUCAAUAUAUAAUGCAGAAGAGCGUCUAUGUUUUAUGGUUGGUAUACCUCCAGUGUGUGAAGAUCAACCAAGAAGUUUAUUUGGAAGAGCUUUUGAACAAGCAGCUAAAAAUACAAAUUGUUAUAUAGAAGCAGAUUAUUUUGAUACAACAAUAAUAAGACUGAAAAUUGAAGAAAGACCAAAAUUUUUGGAUGCUCUGGCAGCACUUCUAGCUUAAAAUUUUAAUGAUUUAUUUGACAUAUGAAAAUUUUUUGAAAAUCUUUUGAAAAAAGAAUUUUCUUAUUAUUUAUUUUUUAGAAAAAUAGUACAAAAUAAUGAUAAUGAAAUCUUUUUAAAAAAUACGACGAUGGGAUCAAUUAAAUAUGUUUUAUUUUUUAUGACAUUUUUUGUGACAUAUUGUAACUAAUGAAUAUAAAUUAGUAAUAUUUCUUUUAUAACUAGUGACAAAUUUAGCUUUAAUCAUAUUGUAGAUACGUGUACAAAACAAAAUUAAUGCUAUAUGUAUUGUGAAAUUUUCAUUU